This is a messenger RNA of Erythranthe guttata (spotted monkey flower), 1146 nucleotides long. The record is from RefSeq and is a predicted model, not a curated record. Lineage: Eukaryota; Viridiplantae; Streptophyta; Magnoliopsida; Lamiales; Phrymaceae.
AUGAUUUGUGAAGGAGAAAGUGAAGACAGUUGGAAUUACUUCUUUGAUUGCCUGAGUACUUACUUGCAAGAUCAGAGGGUUAUCACUUUCAUGAGUGAUAGACAAAAGGGAUUGAAGAAAGCAGUGAAGUCCAUUUUUCCAGUCUUAAGACAGAGAUAUUGUGCAAGGCAUUUAUAUGCAAAUUUCAGAGCCAAAUUUCCAGGCCCGAAAUUGAGAAAACUCUUUUGGAUUGCUGUGAAUGCUUGUACAGAAGAAGACUUUCAAGAUGCAAUGAACUCAAUCAAAGCAGCUGAUUUUGGAGCACACAAGUGGUUGAUAGAAACUUGUAAAGAAGAUCCAAGUACUUGGUCAAAACAUGGAUUUGAUAGAAUUACAAAGGUUGAUCAUGUUACAAAUAACAUGACAGAAUCAUUCAACGCUUGGAUGGGGAAAAUGAGACAAAAACCAGUGAUAUCUAUGUUGGAAUGGUAUAGGACAAAGGUCAUGAAGAGGUUUUUUACUAGGCAACAAAAGGCACUGAGUUGGCAGACUAGGUUACCCCCUAAUGUGAAUGCAAAGGUUGAAAAAAAUCAAAGACAAGGAAGAAAAUUUUUGGCAAUUCCUGCUUCUGAGUACUUGUUUGAAGUCUAUGAUGACAAGAAAUAUAUUAUCAAUCUCAGAGAGAAGACUUGUCAAUGCAAUGAGUGGCAAGUGUGUGGAGUGCCAUGUAAACAUGCAAUGAGUUGCAUUUUGUACAUGAGAUAUGAUCCAGUAGACUAUGUCAGCCCUUAUUUGACUACAGAAGCUUAUUUGAGAACCUACAGUGGUAUGAUCAAUGCUAUUCCUGAUGAGUCUAAAUGGCCAACCAACACUCAAAUUCCUCCAUUGAAGCCUCCAGUUCACAAGAGAAAAAAUAGAGCAUUUAAACAAGGAAGAUUGCAAGUAAAUAGAAGAAGAGAACUUAAUGAGGCUCCUAAGGUACACAAAAGAUCAGUUCAUGUCACUUGCAAGGUUUGCAAAGAAGUUGGACAUAACAAGAGGACUUGUAGAAGGAAGGAUACAAAUAUUGUACCAAUACAAGUGUCAAGGCAGUCCACUACAGUACAGGAUCUUGGUUCUCAAAUUUCAAGUGUAGAUAAUGGCAGAGGCUCUCAAUCAAGGAUUUAA